This is a messenger RNA of Diaporthe batatas, 941 nucleotides long. RefSeq lists its product as uncharacterized. The transcript is spliced from 5 exons. NCBI's taxonomy places the organism in Eukaryota, Fungi, Ascomycota, Sordariomycetes, Diaporthales, Diaporthaceae. The record is from RefSeq and is a predicted model, not a curated record. The coding region runs from base 127 to 903 and encodes 258 amino acids. Gene Ontology annotation, biological process: mycotoxin biosynthetic process.
CUCCUAAACUAAUUUCUCGAGGUACGAAUCUUACACGCCGCUGUUCUCUUUGUAAACAAUUCCCGUGAUGGUUCACGUUUGUCGCCUUCACAACGCCGGCCGAUGAAGAGCACCAACUGAAUCAUCAUGGGCAACGACACAUACACGUCCGUCCCGCUGGACGACGGCCCUGAAAGCUACGUGCCUGGCGAGGCUGUGAAACGGCAGAGGUCACAACGGUUGGAGAAGGCGAUGCGAGUGGCAUUCUUGUCCCUUCUGACGGUUGUGGUAUUUUUACUUGGCUUCACGGCUGGAGAUCGGUACGGGCAGACGGUCAAGGCAGUUGUGUCAGCCGGUGCCAGCAAAGAGGCAGCAGUGGCGGGCGGCGACAGCAACAAUGGAACGCUAUUACCACCACAGGCAUUUGUCCCGGACUUCCCUCCUGUGAAGGAGGUUAAAUUCGACUUCCCCACUGACUACGAAGACACGAGUGUCGAAGGGGAUAAGCUAUGGGAUGAUCUGAUGCCUAUCGGAUCUGGCUUUAUCCGCGUCCCAUAUCCAAGACGGUUUGAGAUGCCUGCAAGCAAGGCCAUCGAAGAUGACCCCGAAGAGGCCGAGAUCUACUCACUCUCAGCAUUGCAUCAGCUUCAUUGCCUGGGCGUCAUCAGGGACGUGGUCAAGAAGUACGAGAAGCAUGAUAAGUCGCGCUUCGCCGGAGCGGGGCACGAGUAUCACUGCAUCGACUACAUCCGACAGUCUAUAAUGUGCUCAGCAGACACGACGCUUGACUUUGCAGAGCUGCAGCCAGAUGGGAGGAGAAAGGGUUUCUCUGGGGCCAACUCGACUCAUCAGUGCCGCGACUGGGAUGCUGUAACCGCAUGGGCUGUUGAGAAUCGUGCUGGCGACAAGUCAGGGAUCGCAUGAUGAUAUAGAUGAAGUCUUGUGUUUGGAAGCGAAAUUCA